UUGUCAAUGUCAAAGUCAAAUUAUUUUUUGUUUGCUAAAUCAGGAUUUCCGAUUCAUUGUAUUUGUAAUGAAAUAGUCAAGCAUUAUGAGUGAUUUUAGCAACGCUACCGAAGCCGCGACCCUCGCCGUACAAUUUGAUCAGGCGGGUCAAACAGAUAAAGCCGUAGAAUGUUACCGGACCGCUGCAAGGUUGUUGGAUCGUGUUCGGGAUCGUUUCCCUCCAGAAAAACAACUAGAAGUGAGAGACAAAGUGAGGGAAUAUCUUGAAAGGGCUACUAUACUGCAGGAUCAGAAAGACAAAGCCCAGCAAGAGGAAAGCGAGCGUGCGAUGCAACAAUGCUACUUCCUAAUGCAACAAGCUUUGGAUGCUGAUGAGGCAGAUCUCAAGGAUAAUGCAUUGCAGUUGUACACGCAGGCUGUUGAGCUAGCAGUUUCAGUUAAAGCAAGUGAUCCAGCUAUCAAAGCGAGAGUUAAGAGUUUAGCUGAACAGGCAUUAGACAGAGCAGAGGAGAUAAAAGGGAUUAAAAAGAUGGGUGGAUUAACAAUAAGUGGGCCUAACAAACCUGUUGCACCAACAACUAACCGCGCACAAUACCAGAGAGAGCAGAGUGUUCAUUUGAAAGUCAGCGGCAAGCACACAUAUUCCGAAGAAGAGAAGGAAGUACUCCGGACUACUUCCAACAUAAAUAACAACUGCUUCCUUCCAUUCAUGGAUGUGGAUUUGGCAGAGAAGUUCCAGUAUGCGAUACCAUUUGAGGACAGAGCUAGUGAACUGAAGUUAUCUUCAAAGCAGGCAAGAGAGUUUGACUGUUGGAUAAGACCUCAUGAACUGUGCAGUGAUCCGAAGAUGAUUGUUGAUGAUCAUGUAAAUUGCUUUAGUAUUAAACAGACUAUAGUAUCAGACUGCUCAUUCGUGGCGUCGCUCGCCGUCAGUGCCCUCUACGAGAGACGGUUCGACAAGAAGAUCAUCACAUCUAUUAUAUACCCAAAGAAUAAGAACAAGGUGCCGGUGUACAACCCCUUCGGGAAGUACAUGGUGAAGCUGCAUCUGAACGGUGUCAGGAGAAAGAUAAUAAUAGACGAUCGUCUGCCGUACAGCAAGCAGGGGCGGUUGUUGUGUUCGUACUCGAGCAAUAAGAACGAGUUUUGGGUGUCACUUCUGGAGAAGGCGUAUAUGAAAGUUAUGGGCGGUUAUGACUUCCCUGGCUCUAAUAGUAACAUCGACCUGCACGCGCUGACGGGCUGGAUCCCGGAGCGCUGCGCCAUCCGCGCGGGCGACGCCGACUUCAACGCGGACGAGCUGUACGACAGCAUCCGGCUCCGCCUGCAGCGCGGCGACGUGCUCGCCACCGUGGCCACGGGCGACCUGCCCGACCACGAGGCGGAGCGCACCGGGCUCGUGGCCACGCAUGCGUACGCCGUGCUCGAUGUCAGGCUCGCUAAUGGCGUAAAGCUCCUAAAGCUGAAGAACCCAUGGUCCCAUUUGCGUUGGCGCGGCAACUACUCGGAGCUCGAUACUGCACACUGGACCGAGUCCUUACGGUCUCUCCUGAACUACGACCCCGACAGCGCGGCGCAAUACGACAACGGAGUGUUCUGGAUUGAUUACUCGAGUAUACUGCGGUUCUUUGACGUGUUCUACCUUAACUGGAAUCCGGAGAUGUUCCACUACACGUAUUGUAUACAUCAAAAAUGGGACGCAGGCAACGGUCCAGCGAAAGAUGCGUAUAAUAUAGGCGAGAAUCCCCAGUUCUCCCUCCACGUGCAGGGGAAGGGCGCGGUGUGGCUCCUACUCACGCGGCACAUCACGCAGAUUGAUGAUUUUAGAGACAAUAAAGAGUAUAUCACUCUGUUAGUGUACAAAAAUAAUGGGAAGAGAGUGUACUAUCCUUACGAACCUGAACCUUACAUAGACGGGAUAAGGAUCAACAGUCCGCACUAUUUAUGUAAGAUUAUAGUGGGGGACGGCAGCGCCGAUCGAUACACACUGGUGGUGGCACAGUACGAGAAAACCAAGACAAUAUACUAUACUUUAAGGGCGUAUGCUACUUGCCCAUUUACUUUGGGCAAAUUGGAGCCUUACCCAUAUUUUAAAUCGUUAGGAGGCGAAUGGUCAGGCCGUACCGCGGGUGGUUGUGAGAACCAUCGGCUCACGUAUCCCAACAACCCUAAAUGUGUGGUGACCAUCCCCGAGUCGAGGGUCCCCUGCCACCUGGUGGUGGAACUCAAGGGCCCCAAGCAGUACCAGAUCGGCAUAGACGCCAGGGUCGAGGCGUUGGAUGACCCGUCAGUCACAGCACCGUUUUUGAGGGAGUCUUCUGGGCCUUUUAGAUCCGGUUUUGUAGUGCUCGAGCUAUCGAAUCUGCCUGCAGGUAGGUACAUACUCACAGUAUCGACCUUCUUACCAGGACAGGAAGGCCCCUUUAUAUUAGAGAUGAGGUCAACUUGCCCCGUGACCUGUGAGAUAAGGAACUAGAGACCCGCCCGCUGUAGGAAACAGGAAGAUUAUAGAGUAUAGUAUAGUUUUAUAGUGGAGGGAAUUAUCGAUAAAUUAAGAUUAUAUCGAUAAUGAUAAUUUAGUUUUAAAAUAGAAUUAAAUCUUCAUUUUCUAUCGAUAUUUUAUUUUUUAUUUAGAGAAACAGUAACACAAUAGUGUCAGAAAAUUAAGAUUUUUUUUUUAAAAAUAUAUUUUAUAUUUUCUUUCUAACGAGGCCGUGUUUUAAAUUAAUUUAGCUUUUUUUAUCGAUAAUUCUCUACACUGUAAAAAUCGUCCAUGUUACAUUAAGAUAUUUUUAUAAGUGACAGUUUGUUACGAGUUAUUUAUUUGACAAUAAAAUUAUUUAGAUACGUGCCUUCACAGAUAACAUAAUUAGAGCGUGAGUAUUUGAGUUUUACAGUGAAAUACAAAUUUAACAGAUAUGUGAAAAUUAUUUCGGUGAUACUGCAAAAGUUUAGUUAUAAUAAUAAUUUUGAAGUGCCUUUAAUGAAACAUAAUGUAUUUAUACUUUGAAAUGUGAGGUAUUGGGGCUCAGAAACUUCGAUUUAAUAAAAGUUUCUGGUAUUUCAACGUACAGGUCUAGCGUAGUUUGAUUACCGCUGGCAAUUAAGUUAUUUUUUGUUUUUAAUAAUUUGCCUGUAAUUUGUAAACAUUGAAAUUGUAAACAAAAUUUGGUUAUUUACAAUAAAAAAAUAUUAUUAUUAUUUAAAUUUUAAUUGUUUUUUAUUAUAUAAACGACGGUACGAGGUAUUUCCUCCCAAGCUUAAAAGUUGAAGCGAUAAAAAUUUGGCAAAAGUUAACUGUCAACCUCUCGUUCGCUAUUUCAUCUUUGUGCCAGUUUUUAUCAAACUUCAAAAAGGGAAAAGAUUCUAUGUUCCACUGUGUAUUUUUUUAUUGUGACAACUCCGUUUGUAUGGAGUUCAUACAGUGUGUUUCAAAAUGAUAAACAGUGUCGGCCUUACGGAGUAGCCUAAAGUUCUUCGGCUUGGAAGGACCUCGCGUUUUUAAGAGGGACGAAUGAACAACAUUACCUUUGGCAAUUUUCUGCCGCCGAGAGCAUAAAGGCUGCCAUUUCCGAUAAACACUGAAAAACCUUCAAUCUAUUUAUAUUCAACCUUAUUGCAGUAUCGCUGACAAUAAUUCAUUUCCAGUGUCACGGCCAAGUUCUAUAACAUGAAAUAAGCAACACCGUUCGUUCCACAUCGCAUUUAUGUUAAUUUAUGCACGUUUUUGUCGCUGGAACGUAGCUUUUUCCGUUCAGCGGUGGAUGUCUAAUUAGUUGCUCAUUUCUGCACGUCAUUACAAUGGCGGUUUUGUUGAACGAUGUGGGUAGUUUAAAGAAAUAGUUAAUGUUGUAUUUUUACACAUUUUAUAUAGAAUACGGGAUGAAUAAUGGACGUAGAUACGCAUAAAGGAUCUAACGCAAAAAAUGACACUUUUGAAGAACAUUGAUGUUUAAAUCGUAUUUUUGUUAAUUGAAAUGCUAUUUUAUAUUUUGUUAAUAAAAAGUUCAAAUUGACAAAUUUUGACUAAGAUGUUUUUGCGCAUGGAAAAUAUAGACCUUAUAGACUAAAUCUAAUUUGGCGUACUCGGCUCAUUUUAGACCAUACUGUGGGUUGGAUCCUUUUUGGAUAUCUACGUCCCAUUGAUGAUGUCAAAUGUUUGUAUAAUAACAGAUAUAACCUCUUUAUAUAUAAAUAAAUUAAUAUAUUUAUUUAGUUAGAACAAGGGUCGUAUAUAUGUGCGUUCAAAACUUAUGAACCAGAGUUGAAGAAUAAAUCAAAUAAUAAAAUUGGGCUUAAAAUUCCGAAAAGGGGGUAAAUAGGAGACCACCACUAACUACGGCCUAGGUUAGAGUAAUAAUGAUCUGAAUUUGAAAACAAAAUUUAAUCCAAUAUUAUGAUUAUAAAUGUUUAUUUUCUUGGCAAUUGUAACUGAUUUUAUAUAUUUUGUGCUUGUAUAAAUAUCAUGUAUAGUUUUUUUUUAUAUUAUGUGAAGCAUUUAAGUUUAGUUAAAAUUGUGUGAAUGUCGCGUUAUUGCUUGCUUUGUGAUACGGAGAAGGGGAAGUUGGGGAAAAUCGUACUACCAGCAUCUUCUCAUCUAUGUGCUUUUAUUUCCGCUCUUUCUUAUUGGUGCUCAUUUGCCUAUUUCUUUUACGUUGCCAAAUAUUUGUAUUUAUUGUCUUCUAGAUUCCAUUAUACAAAUCAAGACGAUGUAUUUAUCUAUUAGGAUAUGAGGACUUGGUCCAGCUUCCCUUUUCUCUUUAAUUCAUAUUUUAUCUAAGUGUUAUUGUAAAUAUGCUUAAACCACUCUGCUGUGAUACUAUUUAGGGUUAAAAUAUCACAGAAAAAAUCAAAUUUAAUAAAUAUUUUGGCUAAGUA
Manduca sexta (tobacco hornworm) is the source of this 4878-nucleotide messenger RNA. Its product is annotated as calpain-7. Lineage: Eukaryota; Metazoa; Arthropoda; Insecta; Lepidoptera; Sphingidae. Gene Ontology annotation, biological process: proteolysis. Bases 86 to 2476 code for a protein of 796 amino acids. The record is from RefSeq and is a predicted model, not a curated record. Gene Ontology annotation, molecular function: calcium-dependent cysteine-type endopeptidase activity. The transcript has 12 exons.